This is a messenger RNA of Phyllostomus discolor (pale spear-nosed bat), 1868 nucleotides long. RefSeq names its product olfactory receptor 52A5. The record is from RefSeq and is a predicted model, not a curated record. Gene Ontology annotation, biological process: G protein-coupled receptor signaling pathway. Bases 225 to 1250 code for a protein of 341 amino acids. Gene Ontology annotation, molecular function: G protein-coupled receptor activity; olfactory receptor activity. The transcript has a single exon. Lineage: Eukaryota; Metazoa; Chordata; Mammalia; Chiroptera; Phyllostomidae. Gene Ontology annotation, cellular component: membrane.
UCCAGCAGUCAUGGACCAAAAUGAAGCCAUCGAAUCUAUUUAAUUUUGCUUAUUGGAAAUAAUUAAGGCACAAAGAAACACAGAACCUGAUAGUGGGCUGUUAAAGAUCGAGAGAAAAGAAAAUUAGAGAGGAGUAGUUUGGAUAGAAAAGAUAACACGGUAUAUUUCUAAAAUAAUUGAAGUAUAUUUUGCCAAAUAAAUUAAUUUAUUCUUAUUUUUAAUUCAUGAAGUCUUCACAGGGAACAGAAGAUAAAACAACCACACUGACAUUUGAUUCUAAUGAUUGGAUCAGCAUGCUCACAUUCAAUGGCUCAGUCUUCAUGCCCUCUGUACUGACACUCAUCGGGAUUCCCGGCCUGGAGUCAGUGCAGUGUUGGAUUGGGAUUCCAUUCUGUUUCAUGUACCUCAUUGCUGUGAUUGGGAAUUCCCUAAUUUUACUUAUAAUCAAAUAUGAAACCAGCCUCCAUAAACCUAUGUACAUUUUUUUGGCCAUGUUGGGGGCCACAGACCUUGCACUCAGUACCUGUAUUCUUCCCAAAAUGUUAGGCAUCUUCUGGUUUCAUUUCUCAAAGAUAUCUUUUGAAGCUUGCCUUUUACAAAUGUGGCUUAUUCACUCAUUCCAAGGAAUUGAAUCAGGUGUCUUAUUGGCAAUGGCCCUCGAUCGCUAUGUGGCCAUCUGCCACCCUUUGAGACAUGCCAUUGUCUUCUCCCAACAACUCUUGACUCAUAUUGGAGUUGGGGUGAUGCUCAGGGCUGCCAUUCUUAUAGCACCAUGCAUAGUGCUUAUCAAAUGUCGUCUUAAACUCUUCCGCACUACAGUCAUCUCCCACUCUUACUGUGAGCACUUGGCCAUUGUGAAACUGGCUUCUGAAGAUAUCCGAAUCAACAAAAUAUAUGGUCUAUUUGUUGCCUUCUCCAUCUUAGGGUUUGACAUAAUUUUUAUCACUUUGUCCUAUGUUCAAAUCUUUAUCACUGUCUUUCAACUACCCCAGAAAGAAGCACGAUUCAAAGCUUUUAAUACAUGCGUUACCCACAUAUGUGUCUUCCUCCAGUUCUAUGUCCUUGCCUUCUUUUCUUUCUUCACACAUAGGUUUGGCUUUCAUAUACCACCAUAUGUUCAUAUUCUUCUAUCAAAUCUUUACCUUUUAGUCCCACCUUUUCUUAAUCCUAUUGUCUAUGGAGUGAAGACCAAACAAAUCCGUGACCAUGUCCUGAAAAUAAUUCUCUUCAAAAAACAUUUUCAUCAGUAGUGCCUCUUUGUAUAGGGAUUUGAGGUUGGUUCAAAGUAGCAACAUGGAUAUGGUGAAGAGUUGUAUCUUUUACAAAUAUCUACAUCCAAAAACAAUCUUUAAAUUUUAGAUGCUCAUCAUUAAUGGAAGUAUUUAAGAAAUCAUAAAAUACUUAACUUUGUCUGGCCACUCAUAUAUGAUGAAAACUCUUAUGCUGAGUUUUCAAAUUGUUUCUAUUUAUAAUUAUUCUUCUGUAUUUGGCCAGUCUGUUUGAAGUUAGAAGUUCCUCUCUGUCAACCUUUAGCUCUGCAUAAAAACAAAAUUGCAGAAAGCAAGACAAUACGAGGUAAUUUUUCAAGGACCAUUUCACACAUCAAUAUUUUCAAGCUGCUAACCCAACCCAUAGCUGUAAUUGUGGAUGUAUCUUGUUUUCUAACAUCUGCUUGUGAAUCUAUAAUGUGACAUAUUUUGAAUAACUUAUCUAUUUUACCUAUUUUCUCUUAAAAACUGAUAAAUAUAAAAACAAUACAAUACUGAUAUCAGCAACACAAAACAUAUAUGAUGAAUCCCACAGACAACAAAUAGUCGUGAAUUUAUAUAGGAAAUAAUGUAGUAAAAAUACUGAUAAAAUUAGGGUAU